Messenger RNA from Varanus komodoensis (Komodo dragon), 2439 nucleotides. RefSeq names its product solute carrier family 4 member 1 adaptor protein (gene SLC4A1AP). The record is from RefSeq and is a predicted model, not a curated record. Gene Ontology annotation, molecular function: mRNA binding; protein binding. NCBI's taxonomy places the organism in Eukaryota, Metazoa, Chordata, Lepidosauria, Squamata, Varanidae. The transcript is spliced from 14 exons. Bases 37 to 2151 code for a protein of 704 amino acids.
UUCCAAGGGGAGCACUGAACAAGCGGAUGUACUAAGAUGGCGGAGGACUCCGAGAUGAUGGAGGAUUUCAAGAAGCCGAAUCUGCCGCCGUCGUUGCCUGCCCCGUCAGCUCGGGGAAAAGAAGCUGAUGCGGCGACGCCUCCGGCCCCGAAACUCCCGCGAGGCCCUGCGCCGGGCCCCUGCCGGCCUGCACUGCCGGAGUACCAGGAGCCGCCGUGGGGAGGCUGCCCCGCAGAGGAGGGCCCCUCCGGCUACAGCCUGGAGUUGGUGAAAGGCGGCGCGGUGCUGGACAGCGUCAGCCUGGACGGCCGGAGCUGGCUGAUGGUGGGCCGUGCGCCGGGCUGCGACGUCUCCUUGGCUCACCCGUGUGUGUCGCGGCACCACGCCGUGCUCCAGCGCUGCCCGCCGCCCGCGGGGGAUAGGGAGAAGGCUACGGGGGAAGGGAAAGAGGAGGAGGAGGGGGCCCCCAAGCCCGGCCUCUACGUCUACGACUUGAACAGCGCGCACGGCACCUUCCUGAACAAAGCGCGAAUCCCGCCCCGCACCUACAGUCGGGUUCGAGUAGGCCACGUCUUGCGCUUCGGAGGUAGCAGCCGCCUCUUCGUCCUACAGGGUCCAGAGGAAGAUCAAGAACCUGAAUCAGAACUGACUGUAACACAGUUGAAAGAACUGCGUAAGCAGCAGCAAGCCAAGUUAGAGAAGACCAUGCUGGGUGACGACUCUGAUGAAGAUCUAAAGGAAGAGGCAGAAGUGAGAAAUGAAAACACUCAGAAUAAUGAUUUGAGUUGUUCCUGGGGAAUGGGGGAAGAUGCAGAGGAAGAGGAAGGUGAAGAAAACCCAAUCGCCAUUGAGUUUCAGGAAGACCAAGAAGCUUUUUAUUUGAAAGAUCCAAGGAAGGCGUUGCAAGGUUUUUUUGACCGAGAAGGUGAAGAAUUAGAGUAUGAUUUUGAUACCCAUGGAACAGGCAUCUGGCUUUGCAGGGUGAAACUGCCAAUAGAUGAUGCUUCAGGGAAGCAGCUUGUGGCUGAGGCUGUACAUUCAGGGAAGAAAAAGGAGGCAAUGAUCCAGUGUGCGUUGGAAGCCUGCAGGAUACUGGAUGCGAGGGGUGUGCUGCGGCAGGAGGCAGUAUCCCGAAAAAGAAAAGCAAAGAAUUGGGAAGAAGAAGAUUUCUAUGAUAGUGAUGAUGACACAUUCCUUGAUCGGACAGGAGUUAUUGAGCAGAAACGGUUGAACAGAAUGAAGAAAGCUGGAAAGAUAGAGGAGAAACCAGAAACUUAUGAUUCAUUGGUUACAAAAUUAAAUGCAACUGAGAGAGAACUUUCUGAAAUAGCAGAAAAGCUGAAAGCAUCAAAGACAACACAAUCGCAGUCGCCAGCUCAGGAUUCCUUGGAUGAAUUCAUGACAGAAAUAAGAUCAGGAUGUGCCUUAGACAGCAUGACACGGAAAAAGCUUCACUUGCGGACCUUUGAACUGAAGAAGGAGCAGCAGAGAUUGAAAGGAUUGAUUAAGAUUGUUACACCAGCAUCAAUGCCAGAGCUGAAAUCUCAGCUUGCAGGUCAAGAUCCAGAAACACAAAACAAGCCUAAAAAGUUAACUUUACCCCUAUUUGGUGCCAUGAAAGGGGGAAGCAAAUUCAGACUGAAAACCGGAACUGUAGGGAAGUUGCCUGUGAAGCGUCCGGAUGUGCCUGUAAACUUAUUAAAAAUGAAAGAUGACGGGCCAGAGGAGGAGGAAGAGGAAGAGGAAGAAGAGGUGGAAAUGAAGGCUGCAAAUGAAAGACCGCAGACCCCAAAGAUGGAAAGUACAGCACAAGAAAUGAUUAAACAAGAGAAUCUCCCUACCAGUUCUUAUUCUCACAGCAACCAAGACAUGGAAUUCAUUCAUGACGGAAAAUCUGAGCCUCUGAACAAAGAGACUGUGUCACCAGAGAGCUCUCCCCCAUUGAAUAAGCUGCAAAAGCAACCACAAGUAUCUGAAAAGCAUGCAGAAAAGCCCAGGGAUAAGAAAGCUAACAGCACAAGUAGUAAGGUCCAGCAACACGCACUGUCCUCAAGCUAUCCAGAAGAUGAUCCGGACUACUGUGUAUGGAUGCCACCAGAAGGUCAGACUGGUGAUGGCAGAACUCAUCUGAAUGCAAAAUAUGGCUAUUAAACUUCCGGUGAUGGCUUUGGGAAGGAAAGGAACUGUGGCACAGUAAUUGGUACAGGAGAGAAGACUUCACGGAAACGGCAAGCAGCAAACUAACUUGCUCUUUUUAACUCCUUUUAUUGUUUCUUGAAUCAUGCCUUCUGUUGUUUCUCGAACAAAUACAACUUUCCCAAUUAGACGUAAAUGUGUGUAUAUUGUGCUUCAAAAUGUAUAUAGUAGUGAGAAAUAUGUAUUUACAAAUUUGUAUACAGUGUGGCUGGUUUUCUGUAAUAAAAAACCUAACAUGUUUAA